AGAACAGACAGCUCUUGGCUCGACAACCACUCACGACACGGCGCUUUAUAUUUCGUACUACCGAAGUUGCACAACGCUCAAAAACAAGGUUUUUCUCUGCUAAAAAGACAUCUGACCGUCAAGUUUAGCCUUUCCCAAGCCUCAAGUUACACACUUUUGUGUUCAUUCAGACGCCAACACGAUCUCGUUGAACAAAAGCCGAUUCAUUGAUUCUAACACUGCUACCAUGAACCCGACCAACCCCGCUCAUCAAGGCGCUGCGCCGCAACAGCAGCAGCCGCAACAACAACAGCACGCACCCUUUGUGCCCCAGCACAUGCCCGCUGGUCAGCCAGUACGCUUCUACGGCCAGCCACCACAACAGUUCUACCAACAAGGGUUUCCCCCGAACUUUCCCCCGUACGUCAUGGGCCCCAACGGCAUGCCGAUGAUGGCGCAGCCCGGCUUUGCCCCUCCGUACAUGAUGGGCCCUGGCGGCGUGCCAAUGGCCGUUCCGCAACACCCCGUGCAACAACAGCAGAUGCAACAGCCGCCGCAGCAACAGCAGCCGCAAGCACAGCCUCAAAAGCAGGCUGCCGCUGCCCCUGCUCCUGCACCUGCCGCUGCGCAGCCUGCCGCCCCUGUUGCCGCCCCUGCAUCCACUGCCGCUGCUCCGGCUCCUACCACCGCUGCUGCUGCCGCUGCUGCACCUGCACCUGCGCCAACGGCCGCCGCCGUCGUUGCUGCCACCCCUAGCCCGGCCGCCUCCGCAGGAUCAUCCUCGUCGGCGUCGUCGUUGUCGUCGUCCCCUGCUGCAGGCUCGUCUGCUGACUGGAAGGUCGGCCUCGUCGCCCCCGUCAAGGACCUGCGUCCCAAGACGGAGGACGUUACUAACACCAAGGGAAACACGUUUGAGGACUACCACUUGAAGCGCGAGCUUUUGAUGGGCAUUUUCGAGAAGGGCUACGAAAACCCUUCCCCGAUUCAGGAAGAGAGCAUCCCCGUCGCAUUGGCAGGACGCCACGUCCUCGCUCGUGCCAAGAACGGCACCGGCAAGACCGCUGCCUACCUCAUCCCAUUGCUCGAAAUGAUUGACACGGGCAAGCCGCACAUCCAGGCGGUUGUGCUCGUCCCGACGCGCGAGCUGGCCCUGCAAACAUCACAACUAUGCAAGGAGCUCGGCAAGCACAUGGGCGUCAAGGUGAUGGUCACCACUGGUGGUACCAGCUUGAAGGACGACAUCAUCCGCCUGCAGGAAACCGUGCACGUCCUCGUCGCGACGCCUGGCCGCGCGGUCGAUCUCGCGCAAAAGGGCGUGGCAAACGUGACACAAGCCCGCGUUGUCGUCUUUGACGAGGCUGACAAGCUGCUGUCGCCUGAAUUUUUGCCAGUUGCCGAGCAGAUGCUUGCUCUGCUCCCUCCCACGCGCCAAGUGAUGCUGUACUCGGCCACCUUCCCCGUGUCCGUCAAGGACUUUAGCGACCGUUACCUGAAGAACGCGUACGAAAUCAACCUGAUGGAGGAGCUGACCUUGAAGGGUAUCACGCAGUACUAUGCUUUUGUCGAGGAGCGCCAGAAGGUGCACUGCCUCAACACGCUCUUCUCCAAGCUCCAAAUCAACCAAAGUAUCAUCUUCUGCAACUCUGUGCAGCGCGUCGAGCUGCUCGCGCGGAAAAUCACCGAGCUUGGCUACUCUUGCUUUUACAUUCACGCCAAGAUGCUUCAAUCACACCGCAACCGCGUCUUCCACGACUUCCGCCGUGGCGCAUGCCGCAACUUGGUGUGCUCGGACUUGUUCACGCGCGGUAUCGACAUCCAGGCCGUGAAUGUGGUUAUUAACUUUGAUUUCCCCAAGAAUGCCGAAACGUACCUGCAUCGCAUUGGUCGCUCGGGUCGCUACGGCCACCUUGGUCUUGCCAUCAACCUCAUCACCUACGACGAUCGCAUGAACCUUCUGCGCAUCGAGCAAGAGCUCGGCGCCGAGAUCAAGCCCAUUCCUGCCGUUGUCGACAAGUCCCUCUAUGUUGCCAGCGAAGCCCCUGCCCCUGCUCAGUAGAUUGGAUUUACGUUUUGAUUCCGGUCUGAUUUGGUUUUUUUUUCUUUCUUCUUGUUCUUGUUCUUUUCAUCAUUUUUUUUUUUUUUUUUUCCCCCGCUUCUUCUCACCAACCCGCCCGC
Capsaspora owczarzaki ATCC 30864 is the source of this 2154-nucleotide messenger RNA. Its product is annotated as cytoplasmic DExD/H-box RNA helicase. The transcript has a single exon. Gene Ontology annotation, biological process: cytoplasmic stress granule assembly; P-body assembly. Gene Ontology annotation, molecular function: mRNA binding; RNA helicase activity; ATP binding. NCBI's taxonomy places the organism in Eukaryota, Filasterea, Ministeriida, Capsasporidae. The record is from RefSeq and is a predicted model, not a curated record. The coding region runs from base 227 to 2035 and encodes 602 amino acids. Gene Ontology annotation, cellular component: cytoplasmic stress granule; P-body.